AACCCUAGCCGCCCGAUGCUCUUCGUCCCGCGCCAAGUCGCACUCGCCGCCGCCUCCUCGCAGCCCCGCGCCGCCGCUUCCGCCAUGGCCAAGGAAGAGCCCAAGAAGGAGAAGAGGAGCAAGAGAAAGGCGGCGGCCAAUGGAGGGGCCGCCGUCGCCGUCGCCCCCGGCGCGAGGGCCGCGGUGGUCGCUUCCGUCGCCGCCUUUCUCGAGUCAGCCGGGCUCCCGCGCACGCUCGCCGCCCUCCAGUCCGAGGCCGGCCUUGAGGCCGGCGCGUGUGGGACGUCGCAGGUGAACUUGGAGGAGCUGGUUGCCAAAUUCUUGGAGUCGAGCAAUUUAACUCCAGCGGCUGUUGUCCUGGGAAGCAGUGAACAAGGUAAGGAAAAUUGUGAUCUAGCAGCAGAAGUUAGCAAGGAAAAUAAGAAAAAUGGCACAGAAGCAGGUGAGGCAGAGAGCAAGGUGAGUGAGCCUUCAGCUGAGGAAAAGCCGAGUGAAAAUAUGGAUGGUGAGGCCAAAGAGAAGAAACAGAAGAAGAAGAAGAAGAAGAAAGACAAUGGUGACCCUUCAGUUGUGAAUGCUGCUAGCGCUGAAGCAACUGAAACAGUGAAGAACGCUGACCGGAAACUUGAUGUGGAUGGUGAGCCCAAAGAGAAGAAACAGAAAAAGAAGAAGGACAAGGCUGACCCUUCAGCUGCAGAUGCUGCUAGCGGUGAAGCAACUGAAAUUGUGAAGAACGAUGAUCAGAAGCUUGAUGGCAAGAAGAAGAAAAGCAAGAAGCCGGGAAAAGAUGAUGAUGUCGAAGCUAGGCUGGAAAAGGCAGAAUUAGCAAUAAUUAACAAAUUUGAGUCAGCAGAAAAGGUCAAUGGAGAUGGCAAUGAAUCUAGAGAGGAAGAACCAAAAAAUCAGAAUGAUGGUGCUGAUGACAGAAGUGGUGCUGUGGAAAAGAAAAAGAAGAAGAAAGAUAAGUCAUCUGUCAAGACUUCAGAGAAGACUGGUGCAGGAAGUGCACCUGCUGAGGCUGAUGGCGCCAAGGAAAAGAAUGGUGCUGUAGAAACAGUGAAGAAUGAUAAUGAGAAAAAGGCCAAAAAGAAGUGGAAGAAGUCUAACCAGGAAGAAAAUGUUCAGGUGGAAGGUAAAGAAGCUGCAGAGAAAGAUUCAGUCCCAAAACCAGAUGAUGGGAACAAGAGUGGGAUGGAUGUUGACGAAGAACACCAAGGAAAGUCGUCAAAUGAAAAUGCAGUUGCUGGCAAAAAACGGAAGCUAGAAGAAGUUGAAGGAAGCAUUGCCCCUGUGACUCCGAAAGAAGAUAGCACCGCUAACCAAAGUCUAAGCAAUGGCUUUGCUGAGGAUAAAACAAAUGAAGAUAGUAACAUAAAACCAAGUAAAAGGCCGAAAAAAUCAUCUGAACCUAAGAGUGUGACUCCUUUUCAACGGAUCAAGGUGGAUAGUGUCACAUUUGCAGAUGAUAGGCUUCAGGAUAACUCGUACUGGGCUAAGGGUGGUGCAGACACUGGUUAUGGCGCAAAGGCACAGGAGAUCCUUGGCCAAGUCAAGGGAAGGGGUUUUAGGCACGAGAAGACCAAGAAGAAGCGUGGAACCUACAGGGGCGGGCAAAUCGACCUACAAACCCACUCGAUCAAGUUUGAGAAUUCAGAUGACGAGUGAAAUGCUGAAACCUGAGCUUUCCCCCAAAGAUGGAAAGCCUACAACAUUAUCAGUUCACCAAUUUAUAUAGCCAUUAAUUACCUGAUCAGUUCUAGUACGAAGAAGUGUGGCGACGAGACGUGAUGGAAGGAAGGUGCUACGUGGUACAGCGGGAUUAAGAUUGCUGCAGUGUACCAAUUUUGUUAGCAUGAACGACCUGCGAAAUAUCUAUGAAAUUUUGUUUGCUGGGCUCACCGAUGUACCAAUUUUGCUACAGCUUAUGCGACGUAUGUUGCUACUACAUGCGUAUUGUGAGUUUGCCCGUGCACUCGAUUUUGUAAUCCUUUUGGAAAUGCCUGCCUUAGAGCUGGUAAUCUGGCUACAUGAGCUGCUGUUGGUGCA
Molecule: messenger RNA, 2046 nt
Organism: Sorghum bicolor (sorghum)
Lineage: Eukaryota; Viridiplantae; Streptophyta; Magnoliopsida; Poales; Poaceae
Product: suppressor protein SRP40
Exons: 7
Coding region: 16-1665 (549 amino acids)
Molecular function (GO): protein binding
Source: RefSeq, a predicted model, not a curated record